This is a messenger RNA of Euleptes europaea (tarantolino), 11756 nucleotides long. RefSeq names its product lysosomal trafficking regulator (gene LYST). The transcript is spliced from 51 exons. Bases 1 to 11388 code for a protein of 3795 amino acids. Gene Ontology annotation, cellular component: cytosol; membrane. Gene Ontology annotation, molecular function: protein kinase binding. The record is from RefSeq and is a predicted model, not a curated record. NCBI's taxonomy places the organism in Eukaryota, Metazoa, Chordata, Lepidosauria, Squamata, Sphaerodactylidae. Gene Ontology annotation, biological process: intracellular protein localization.
AUGAGCAGUGCCAGUAAUGCACUGGCACGUGAAUUUUUGUCGGAUGUCAGCCACCUUUGCAAUGCCGUGGACCAAAGGGCAGAGGCCAGGGAGGAAGAAGAGGAGAAAACGCACAUAGAAGCACUUGGACAGUACCUUGUCCAAGGUCGUGGAUUUAUUUUGCUUACUAAACUUAAUUCCAUCAUCGAUCAGGAGUUGACCUGUCGAGAAGACCUUCUUACUCUCCUCCUCUCUCUUCUGCCACUAGUAUGGAAAAUACCUGUACAAGAAGAAAAGGCAAUAGAUUUUAAUCUGCCCUUUUCUGCCGAUAUAUGCUUGACCAAAGAGACAAAUCCAAGUUCUCUGAAAUUUGCUCAGGAAAAACAAAGUGUAGAAGAAAGCUGUCAUCUAUCCACUCAGGCUUCUUUAAAAUUAAACUCUUCCCGAAAAAGCAGACGUCAGCACAAAACCACCCAUCGCUAUUCUGUGAGGCAUGCCAGGAAAUCCCAGCUCUCCACCUCUGAUUCAGAGGGCAAUUCAGAUGAGAAGACUUCUGCAAUGGCUAAGCAUAGAAGGUCCCAAUUCCUGCAGCCUUUUCUAACAAACCCACCUAAGGAACAAUACAUUGCCUGCAGGGGUAGUUUUUCAGAAGCCGAGGAGGCCCAGAAUUCUAAUAAAAAAAAUGUAGAAGACUCCAAACAGAUCAUUCCAGUUCAAGAAACCAGUUCUGAAAUUUUGAGUGACCCAGCUGCAUCACUGGCUGGCAGCUGUGAGAACUCUCCCUUUGACCUGUGUCACAUCUUGUUGUCAUUGCUGGAAAAAAUAUGUAGGUUUGAUACUGCCUUGAACCACAAGCCUGCGCUGGCAGCAAAUGUCAUAUCCACAUUAACAGAACUCUUGUCCAAACUUGCAGACUGUUACAAUGCAAGCUGUGCCGCAGAAAACGAACUUGUUUCCCCGAGCUGGACCGAGGAACCGGUUGCUCUGGUCCAGAGGAUGCUUUUUAGGACUGUGUUGCAUCUUAUGGCUGUAGAUGUUAGCAAUGCCGAGACGAUGCCUGGCAAUUUGAGAAAAAACCUUAUUGAUUUACUUAAAGCAGCUUUAAAAACUAAAUGUUUGCUGGAAAAACAGCGUGGUCCCAUUGCUCCGAAACAAAGGAGGCCUUCACAGAAGGGGGGUUGGGAUGACUGUGUGUUUUCAAGGUAUUGUCACAGAGCCCUGCUUGUGCCCGAGUGCGUAGAAGGAGUUCUGCAGAUUUUGAUCUGCUGUCUUCAGAGUGCAGCUUCCAACCCACUUUAUUUUAGUCAAGCGAUGGAUCUGGUUCACGACUUCAUACAACACCAGGGGUUCAAACUGUUUGAAAGCGCAGUGCUGCAGAUGGAAAGGCUGGUCGCUGGCAGCUCUGAGGCUCACCCAGGGGUGCCAGAUUACCUCCGAGCCCUGAUCAGCAGCAUCAUGAAAAUAAUAAGCACCAUCAAAAAAGUGAAGUCCGAACAACUUCAUCAGUCUGUGUGCACAAGGAAACGACACCGGCGAUGCGAGUAUUCUCACUUCAUGCAUCACCACAGAGACCUCUCGGGGCUGCCGGUUUCUGCCUUUAAAAACCAGGUCUCUAAGAACCCGUUUGAGGAAAUGGCAGAUGGGGAAGUUCAUUACCCUGACAGGUGCUGCUGCAUUGCUGUUUGUGCUCAUCAGUGUCUCCGUCUGCUGGAACAAGCGUCUCUUGGCAGCACAUGUUUCCAGCUCUUAUCCGGUGUCCAUAGUGUUGGGAUAUGUUGUUGCAUGGACCCCAAGUCUGUAAUUGUCCCCUUGCUGCACUCUUUCAAGUUACAGUGCUUAAAAAACUUUCAGCCACACAUAUUAACCGUCCUCCAUAAGUUUAUAUUGGACCAACUGGGUGGAGCGGAAGUUCCUCAGAAACUGACGCAGGCCUCCUGCAACAUUUGUACCAUUGACUGUGACCAGAUUGCUGAACUAGAUGACGUCCUGCAGGGGAAUGCUGCUGAUGUUGUACCCGCAUCAAAUUUUUCAGCUCCACGUAGGUUUCAAGGAAUUUUGCCUAGCAGAGGAUCUGAGGACAUGUUGCUCAAAUGGGACGCCUUGGAGACAUACCAAAGCCUUGUCUUUGAAGAAGACGACAAGCUGCGUUCCAUGCAGAUAGCUAGUCACGUUUGCAGUUUGAUCCAAAAAGGCAACCAAGUGAUUCAGUGGAAACUGUACAAUUAUAUAUUCAACCCAGUGCUCCAGAGAGGUGUUGAAUUAACUCAUUACUCCCAGCAGCUGGGUGUUGCUACAGCCCUCAGUCAGAUGGGCAGCUGCCACAGAAGGUGUUUGCCACCGGAAGUGCUCCAGAUCUAUUUACAGACUCUACCUGCACUGUUUAAAUCCAGAAUCAUACGAGAGUUGUUCUUAAACUGCAAUGGAGUGAAUCAAAUGACUGAAUUAAAUUACUUGGAUUGUGUACGAAGUUAUUCCUUGAAAGCAUUUGAAACAUUAAUAUUUUGUCUUGGAGAUGAGCAGAUUGACCAAGUGAUGCCUGAUCUAGAUAGCUUAGACAGUGAACAAAAUAAGUCUGCUUUAGAUGUCAGUGUUUUGGUUCGUAGGCAGCAAGCCACUUCAGAUGUGCCUCAAAGCUUGAGCAAAUUUUAUGCUUGCCUCAAAGAAGAUUAUCCAAAGAAGAAGAAAUCAGUCAGUUCUGACGUACACAUCAACAUGAUAAACAUAUUUCUCUGUGUAGCUUUUUUGUGUGUCAGUAAGGAGGCAGAUGCUGAUCGAGAUUCAGCUAAUGACUCUGAAGAUACAUCAGGUUAUGAUAGUACUGCUAGUGAACCUCUGAGCCACAGGCUGCCGUGCCUGUCUCCAGAGAGUCUUACUUUGCCUUCCUCAGAACAUAUCCACAGGGCAGCAGAUAUUUGGUCAAUGUGUUGUUGGAUUUAUCUGUGCAGCUCUGUUUUCCAAAGACAGUUCCAUAGACUUGGUGGCUUUGAAGUAUGUCAUAGAUUAAUAGCCAUGAUUAUUCAGGAACUUGCCAAAAAAGGAGCAAAGGAACAAGGGGAACAACCUUCCAGUGGAAGUGGGAAAUAUUUAACUGAGGAUUCCUAUGCUGAGCCUUCUGUCAGAAAUGUCUCCUCACACCUGAUUCUGAGCAAAGAGGUGAACCAAUCAGAUCGUGACAGUCUUGAUGUGAAUCUUGAGAAUGGAAGACAGCCUCAGUGGGUUUCCUGCGACCAGCCGAGCGCAGAACAAAUGUCAACUGAUGGCCCUGCAGAAUCAAAAAAGGCUUUAUCGCAGGAUAGUGAAUGGUCACUCCAGGGUAUAAGACUUCUGGAAGCUCUGCUAGCAAUUUGUUUACACAGUGCAAAUAACUUCCAGCAGAAGACAGAAACGGAGUUUCUUCUCCAGAAUGUUAGUGUGGAGGACAUAUUACUUGAAAUGAGGGACCAGCUUGCAAAAUCUAAAAUAAUGGAUACUGAACUGGUGAAACCCUUGUUUGAUUCAUUGCUUCGAGUUGCACUGGGAACAUGUUUUGCUGAUCUGGAUCAUUCUGAAGAGAAAAAGGAAAAGGUUCAUCAGACUGAAAAGGAGCCCGCACCUCAGCCAGGUGACUUAUCUGAAGAAGCUGAAGAAUCACAGUGCUGCAGCUUUAACAUUUUUGCUGAGGAGGAGGGUUAUGAUGCAGACAGUGAAAGCAAUCCUGAUGACAGUGAAAGCAAGGACGAAGAAACAGACAUUAAGACAGAAAAAGGGUCAUUUGGUUUUUCCAGUUUUCGCAGUGACGUAUCUGAAAACCUUGCCCAAGGGGAACUAAUAUACCCUGAAAUCUGCAUGUUGGAAUUACAGUUACUCACUGUUGGCAGCCCAAGCCUAGACGUACUCACCCAUGUCUUCCAGAGUUUCUUGAAAGUAAUCAAGCUGAAGGAAAAAAAUGCAACAUUACUUAUGCAGCAGGGAGCUGUGAAGAGUCUCUUGGGAGGAUUCCACCACAUUUUGACACAGAUCGAUUCCAGCUUUCAGGUGUGCCAGGAAGUAUUGGUAGAUCUGCUGGUAUCUCUGAUGAGCUCAAGAACAUGUUCAGAAGAGCUAUCCCUUCUCUUAAGGAUCUUUUUAGAAAAAUCGCCAUCUACGGCCACGCUGCUUAAAGGAUUUAUGAAGAUUUUGGAUGCAAAUACUGAGAUGAGGCCUUUACAACAAAUUUCCUUUCCUUUCCAUCAUAUACCCACUUUAGGUAGCAGCCCUUUGCAAAAAUCCACUCUUGCUCCCAACAGCAAGACCCCAAGUGGACUAAGAAGAGCAAAGUUUGCGCAGACAAAAAAGGAAGGAGAUGGUGAGAGCUUACCUCAUCAUCUUCUUUCUUCCUGGCACGUUGCUCCAAUCCAGCUGCCAUUGGUUGGGCAAAACUGUUGGCCACACAUGUCAGAUGGCUUUAGCAUCUCAUUAUGGUUUUAUGUGGAAUGUGUUCAGGAAGCACACAGUCUCUCAGAGAAAGCAAAAAGGAUAAAACGGAGGAGCAGGUCACUCAUUUCACAUGAUAGCAGUUUUGAUGAUACAGAAGAAAACAAAUCUGGAGUGGAUUACCUCAGUUUGGGAGACAAGCUUCUUGAAGAUGGCUGCCUUCACAUAUUUUCGUUGGGUUCCAAAGCACUGAUGAUACAAGUGUGGGCUAACGUGAACACAGGAGCAUUCAUAUUUCGUAUGUGUAUGGAUCCAAAUGACGAAAUGAAAGCAGGGCUGCUAGCACAAGAUGAAACAUCUGAGAGUACUUUUCUUCUAGGCAAGUGGCAACAUUUGGCUUUGACUUACUUAGAACAGCCCGAAAGCAAGAAGAAUAUCCAUGGAACGCUGUCUCUAUGGAUUUCUGGUCAGAGAAAACCUGAAAUUAGUUUAGAUUAUACACUUCCAAGGAAAACAAGUCUAUCAUCUGACAGUAAUAAGACAUUCUAUAUGACUGGCCAUUAUACAUCAUCCCAAGAUGAAUUCUUGCGAUUGCCCGGGAGAUGGGACCUGGGAAAUCUUCUUCUCUUUAAUGGCGCAAAAAUUGGUUCAGAAGAGGCUUUUUAUCUCUAUGCUUGUGGACCAGACUUCACCUCUGUAAUGCCUUGUAAAUAUGGCAACGCAAUCACUGAUUAUUCGAAAUACAUAGAUAAAGAGAUUCUGCAAUGUGAACAGCUUAAAGAAUUCUUAAUGACAAAGAGGGUGGUGGAUACAGGACCGUUAAUUGAGAGUCUUGCUGCUGUUUACACCUCACGCUGCCCUGGCCACUACACAAUCUAUGAGCCAGUAAUCAGACUUAAAGGUCAAGCAAAAACGAUACCUUCCCAACGACCUUUCAGUUCAAAAGAAGUACACAGCAAUUUGACAGAUCCUCAUUAUCUCAAAAUGCUACAGCCAGCUGAAUACAAAGGUCUUCAGGGAAUACUGCAUGAGAUUGGUGGAACUGGGGCAUUUGUCUUCCUUUUUGCCAGGGUUGUAGAGAUCAGCAACUGUGAAGAGACACAAGCUUUGGCUCUAAAAGUAAUACUUGCCUUAACAAAGCACAAUCAACAGAGAAUACACGAGUUAGAAAACUGCAACGGUUACUCAAUGAUUCAUCAGGUGUUGAUAAAACCCAAGUGCAUUGUUGGAGUUCAUGUUUUACAGACUCUCCUUGCAGGAUGCUGCAACGAGAACAUAAUUUAUCUAAAUGACAAUGGAGAAGUUACACUUGAUGUAGAGACUACAGCAAUAAUCCAAGAUGUUAAACUGUUGGAAGAGUUAUUACUUGAUUGGAAGAUAUGGUCUAAAGCCCGGCAAGGUGUUUGGAAAACACUCCUAUCAGCUCUAGAAAUACUUAUCCAAGAUAAUCACUGGCAACAGAUGUUUAAUAUUAAACAACUUCUAAAAGCUCGGGUGGUGCAUCACUUCUUGCUGACAUGUCAGGUGUUGCAGGAGCACAAAGAGGAAAAUUUCACAUCUAUACCUAUCGAGAUUUGCACAUCGUUUGUGAAAAUAAUUGAAGAAGUGCUUGGCUCUCCCCCAGAUCUGGAAUUGCUGACAUUGAUCUUCAACUUCCUCUUAGCAGUUCACCCUCCUACUAAUACAUAUGUUUGUCACAAUCCCACAAACUUCUACUUUUCCCUGCACAUAGAUGGCAAAAUUUUCCAAGAGAAGGUUCAAUCAAUCAUGUAUCUGAGAAAUUCCAGCAGUGGUGGAAAGUCUAUUGACAGCCCAACAUUGGCCAUUACAAGUCCAACAGGAUUUUCUGCUGCACCACAAGACGGAAAUGACUCUUCUGAAGUAAGCGAACCUCAGAUAACAGAUGCUCAGACACCUGAACGGCACUGUAAAAGCCUGCCAGCAUCUCCUACUUCCUCUCCACAAAGGCAUCCAAAAGGGUUCAGUGGAAAUUUGGGAAGGAGUGUGGAGAACUUGCAAGUCGUUAGAGAGACUGAUCCAGUUGAGCCCCUGGAACAAAGUCAUGUUUGGAGAAACUCUGAGGUCUUUAGAAGAAUGCAGGAGGAGCAUUUGAUCAGUAGCUGUGAGUCAGCAAAAACAGUAGUUGAUUUGGAAGAGAGAACUUCUGCAGAGACGCAUGAUAUUCCAAAGGAAGAAGAGGAAAUAUUAAAUAAAACCUCUGAAAUCCAAGAAGCAAAACAGGAAAUGAAACAUAAGGAAGAUGGUGCUGCUCUUGAGAAAUCACUGAGGCGUCCCAAUGAUCUAAAGGGAUUGUCUCCCUUUCAGAAAAAUAGCAAUUUGGCAGGCUUGGGAUUAGCCUUUUCUUUUCAGGGUGGAUCCACUAUUGCUCGUUGGCCAAGUCUUGCUGAUAAGAGCUUGCCUACUGAAGAGUGGGAACAUCUUACCUUUCCUUCAGCUGGAAGGGCACCUCAAAAAUCUGAGAAUGAUUCUGACAGAUCAACAGAAGAUUGUCUUGUACUCAUAUGUUGUGGCCUGUAUCACCUCUUACAUGGAGUUCUCUUAAUCCUGCCAGAUGUCAUGCUUCAAGAUGUUAUGGACAAGCUUAUUCAUCCAGAUGUUCUUAUAGUUCUUGUAAAUCACCCAUCUUCUCUUAUACAACAAGGAGUCAUUAAACUUUUGGAUGCAUACUUCCACAGAGCAACCAGGGAACAAAAGGAGAAGUUUCUGAAGAAUCGAGGUUUCUCAUUGUUAGCUAACCAGUUGUAUCUUCACCAAGGCACUCGGGAACUUACAGAAUGCUUUAUGGAAAUGCUGUUUGGUCGACCAGUUGGCCUUGAUGAAGACUUUGAUCCAGAAGAUGUGAAAAAUGCCGGACUCUUUCAAAAGUGGUGUGUGAUUCCUGUUCUGGGUCUUCUAGAGAAUUCCCUCUACGACAGCAUCCUGCUACAUAAUUCCUUCUGCUUGGUGCUGCAGAUCAUAAAUUCCUGCUCUAAAGUGGCAGAUAUGCUGCUUGAUAAUGGCUUUCUAUAUGCCCUGUGUAAUACAUUAGCAGCCCUUAAUGGAUUAGAGACCAGCAUCCUCUCAAGUGACUACAGGCUACUUGUGUGUGAUAUACAGCAACUGUUUGUAACAGUGACGAUCCAUGCCUGCAGCUCUUCUGGUUCCCAGUAUUUUCGAAUUAUUGAAGAUCUCAUGGUGUUACUCGGAUAUCUUCAGAACAGCAAAAAUAAACAAACUCAGAAUAUGGCAGUUGCUUUGCAGUUCAGAGUUCUUCAAGCUGCCAUCGAGUUCAUAAAAACUACAGCAAAUCAAGUUACAGAGGAUCUGAGCAGUUCAUUCCAUUCACCUAUUUCGCAUCACCAGGCUAUAUUUCAAAAACGUAAAAGCAUUGCAGGUAGAAAAUUUUCCCUCGCACAGUCAGACUCGCUGCUAAUGAGGAUGCGUAUGCUUGCGAGCGAUGAACUCAGUUUAAUGAUGCAAAGGAGAAUGAGUCAAGAGAACCCUAUCCGUGCCACUGAAGCAGAACUUAUGCAGAGGUUACAGAGACUUACUGUUCUGGCAGCCAACAGGUUCAUGUAUCAAGAGCUUACUGAAGAUUGCUUUGAUAUGCUAGAAAUGUCAGAAGCUCCUGUCCAGGACAGAAUCCCAGUUUCACAGACAGAACAGACUGACGAAGUAUACCAGCAGGAACUGCCAGAAAAUAAAAAUCCUUUCCUGCAAGAAAUGUUUAAAAUAAUGAUUGAAGGAAUUGGAUUAUCUGUUGGUAUAAGCAGACCCAGCCCCCCAAGCCCACAGUGGAAGAGAAUUCUUUUGUCCUGCAAGGAUACAUUUCGAGUGCAGCUUGGAAGACUGCUGGUGCAUGCUUUGUCUCCAGCACGCUCUUUCCAAGAAAGAAAGCAAACUCUGGAAAUACUACCUGCAAUAAAUCACCAGGAAAUACUGCGAGACUGUCUGAGUUCAACUUUGCAACACGGGUCAAAGUUGUCGCUCUACUUAUUUGAAUUAAUACAUGAUCACAAGGAGGAGCUGACUGAAGAAGAUCAAUUGUCUGUGGGAGCAUUUAUGAAGACAUUGAAACUUUGCGGUUACAAAUGUGUCCCUGUCAACGUACCACCAAAGCCAGACCUCAUAAAAACCAUGAAAGAGGACCAAAAAAAACAUGAGGCAGAAGAUGAGGUGAACAAAGCUGCAUGGGAGAAGACCAUGGCUAAUAACCGGCAAACUCUUUUUCAGCGCCUGGAUUCAAAAUCAAAAGACAUUUCUAAAAUAGCUGGAGAUAUCACCCAGGCUGUGUGUCUGUCGCAAGGAAUAGAAAGAAAGAAGGUGAUUCAGCACAUCCGAGGAAUGUAUAAAACAGACCUGAGUGCUAGUAGGCAUUGGCAAGAACUUAUUCAGCAGCUUACUCACGAUAGAGCGCUCUGGUAUGACCCUGCCUCCUACCCAACGUCUUGGCAACUGGAUCCAACAGAAGGUCCCAACAGAGAGAGGCGUCGUUUGCAGAGGUGCUACUUAACAAUUCCUAAUAAGUACCUUCUCAAAGACAGACAGAAACCAGAAGAGGUUAUUAAGCUCCCUCUGGAAUAUUUAUUUGAAGACAAAACACAUUCAUCUCAUUCUUCCACUGUAAAAGAUAAAGCAGCCAGUGAGCAUAUAAGAGUUAAUCGAAGAUGCAUCAGUGUGGCACCAUCUAGAGAGACACCGGGUGAAUUGCUACUUGGUAAAUGUGGAAUGUAUUUUGUGGAAGACAAUGCUUCUGAUACAGUUGAGAGCUCAGGUUUUCAUGGGGAAACUGAACCAGCAUCAUUUUCUUGGACAUAUGAAGAAAUCAAAGAAGUUCAUAAGCGUUGGUGGCAGUUAAGAGACAAUGCUGUAGAAAUAUUUUUGACCAAUGGCAGAACAUUACUGUUAGCUUUUGACAACUCAAAGGUGCGUGAUGAUGUGUACCACAACAUCCUAACAAACAAUCUUCCUAAUCUUUUGGAGUACGGCAACAUUACUGCAUUAACUCACCUAUGGUACACAGGACAGAUCACUAACUUUGAAUACCUCACUCAUUUAAACAAGCACGCUGGACGUUCCUUUAAUGAUCUCAUGCAGUAUCCAGUAUUUCCUUUUAUACUUUCCGACUACACUAAUGAAACACUGGACCUACAAGAUCCAACUGUUUAUAGAAAUUUGGUCAAACCAAUAGCUGUACAAUCAAAAGAAAAAGAAGAUCGUUAUGUGGACACUUACAAGUAUUUGGAGGAGGAGUACCGUAAGGGAGCUAGAGAAGAUGACCCCAUGCCACCUGUGCAGCCUUAUCACUAUGGAUCUCAUUAUUCCAAUAGUGGAACAGUACUUCACUUCCUAGUUAGAAUGCCUCCUUUCACAAAGAUGUUUUUAGCUUAUCAAGAUCAGAGUUUUGACAUUCCAGACAGAACCUUUCACUCUACCAACACAACCUGGCGUCUGUCAUCAUAUGAAUCUAUGACUGAUGUAAAAGAGCUCAUCCCAGAGUUUUUCUAUCUUCCUGAGUUUUUGGUCAACAGAGAAGGAUUUGAUUUUGGAGUGCGUCAAAAUGGGGAACGUGUAAAUCAUGUCAAUCUUCCACCAUGGGCUCGAAAUGAUCCCCGGUUGUUUAUCCUGAUUCACCGUCAAGCUUUAGAAUCUGAUCAUGUUUCCCAGACAAUUUGCCAUUGGAUUGAUUUAGUGUUUGGGUAUAAGCAAAAAGGCAAGGCUUCAGUUCAAGCUAUCAAUGUCUUUCAUCCUGCUACAUAUUUUGGAAUGGAUGUGUCUGCUGUCGAAGAUCCAGUUCAAAGAAGAGCUCUAGAGACGAUGAUAAAGACAUACGGACAAACACCUCGCCAGCUGUUCCACACUGGACAUGUCAGUAGACCUGGAUCCAGACUUAUUAUGGAAGGGGAGCUCCCUGCUGCCAUGGGAUUAUUAGUGCAAUUUGCUUUUAGAGAAACAAGGGAACAUACUAGAGAGGUCAUGUAUCCGAGCCCUUUGCCUUGGAUCAAAGGCUUAAAAUGGGGGGAAUACGUAGGCUCCCCCAGCUCCCCAGAUCCUGUUGUCUGCUUCAGCCAGCCACACGGCGAGAGGUUCGGUUCCCUUCAGGCUCUGCCAACUAGAGCUGUUUGUGGUUUGUCCCGCAAGUUCUGCCUUCUUAUGAUCUAUAGCAAAGAGCAAGGUGUUAGAAGCAUGCACAGUACAGAUAUACAGUGGUCAGCCAUUCUGAGCUGGGGUUAUGCCGACAAUAUUUUAAGACUAAAAAGCAAGCAGAGUGAACCACCAGUGAAUUUUAUACAGAGCUCCCAGUUUCAUCAGGUUACAAGUUGUGCUUGGGUCCCAGACAGCUGUCAACUUUUUACUGGCAGCAAAUGUGGGGUCAUCACAGCAUAUAUGAAUAGAUUCACUAGUAGCACACCUUCUGAGAUCGAAAUGGAGUCUCAGGUGCAUCUGUAUGGCCAUACCGCAGAGAUCACGACUUUGUUUGUCUGCAAGCCCUACAGCAUAAUGAUAAGCGUAAGCCAAGAUGGAACCUGCAUUAUAUGGGAUUUGAACAGGCUCUGCUAUGUGCAAAGUCUUGCUGGGCACAAGAGUCCUGUGACAGCUGUGUCUGCCAGUGAAACGACAGGUGACAUUGCGACAGUUUGUGAUUCAGUCGGCGGCGGCAGUGACCUCAGGCUUUGGACCGUGAAUGGGGAUCUUGUGGGGCACGUGCACUGCAGGGAGAUUAUAUGCUCCGUUGCUUUCUCUAACCAGCCUGAAGGAGUCUCCAUCAAUGUGAUUGCUGGAGGGCUAGAAAAUGGAGUUGUAAGGCUGUGGAGCACGUGGGAUUUGAAACCUGUGCGGGAAAUUACAUUUCCUAAAUCAAAUAAACCUAUCGUGAGCCUUACAUUUUCCUGUGAUGGCCACCACCUGUACACAGCAAAUAAUGAAGGAACUGUUAUCGCUUGGUGUCGCAAAGACCAACAGCGCUUGAAGCUCCCUAUGUUCUACUCCUUCCUUAGCAGCUAUGCAGCAGGCUGACGGCACUUCACACUCCUCAGUCUCGAUUACUUUAGAAGCACUUUAAAUCCAGAGUAGAUUAUAGCCCUCUCUGGUUUAACUGGAUUUUGAAAUGCGUUGAACAUCUUACUGACAUGUGAGUAGAUCAGAGAUACAUCAGUGAAAGGCUGCUACGCUCAUGCACCAAAUUUUUCAGCCAUAUCAUGGUUUUAGGGAAUUUCUGAUCCUGCGCCUUUUGGUACCAGCAGAGUGGUAGAUUUGCUUAUCGAGAAGUCUAAAUGCUGCAACGUUAUCAUGUAAAAAUAUUUUUAUGGAUCAUUUCAUGGACCCCCAUAUUCCGAAUCUUGACGCACUAGUGGUGACUUUUGCUCCUUUGUGUUGUACAAAUA